AUGUGUGAUGAAGAGGAGGUUGCAAGCUGUGGAUCUUCCACAAGGCAGCCUGGAGGAGAGACUGCAGAGGACAACGCCUUCUCCAGGGACUGCUGUGCUGCCUUCAGGGUCCUGCAGGCUGGAGCUCAGGAGCAGCUCUUGUGGGACUGCUGGAGGACCUCAGAGGCAUCGUCUGGGAACCUGGAGAACACCAGCGCCUCAAGGACCAAGUUCAACAACGAUAUAACCAUCAAGUUGGACUUGUUCCACUGCAUGCGGCGCUUCACUGCACAUGAGAGCGCUGCAGGUGCAAGGUGCCACAGCCCCGAGAGCUGCUUGCAGAGGGUGGAAGACGUCCUGCUUCACUUCUACCUGGUGGUGCGCUGGAACUUCCGGAGACUGGUUGACCUGAAGCUGCCCGGUGUGGAGCUGCCAGCCGUGUUCGACCCCGUGUUGAUAGCAGAGCUGAACAAUUUGUCUGCAAAGGCAAAAUAUCCAGCGCUGCAGGUCACCAACGGAGACACAGGAGAGAGAUUCGGUCUGGACUAUGUGGAGCGUUGCUGUCGUCCUGUUCCUCUCAACUGGGACAAGCACAAGACACAGCCAAGCAUGGCCGCUGCGGUCGCCAAGGAGACGGAGCAUCCUGCAGCUGUAGAGGCCACAGACCGUCAGGAGACCAGUGCCACUGUGAGGGAAGCUCCAGCCAGUCUUGUGCCCAUCCUGUCCUUCCACGAGGGGUCUGACGUAAAGUUCCAGCCGCCCUGGAGGCCGUCGUCUGCUCCAGCCGCUCGCACCGGACCGAUGAAAACAGGAGGCAUCGUCCAGGUCCUGGACCACGGCCGGUGGACAGAAGGUGCCAUUGACGGCUUCUGAUGAAAUACCACGGAGCUCCACGCAUGCUGAAGCAGGUGGAUGACGACUACGCCGCCAUGGUCCAGAGGGGGUGCACUGACCCUCACAGUUUGUUACAUCCGACCACAUGCCAACAUAUCUCCAGAUAUGUCAAGCAUCUGGCCAAAAGAAAACCCACCAGCUCCUCUCUGAACACCAGCCCAGAGAAGGUGUUGGACACAGCAGCUGUGGCAGAGCUUGACCACCGGCAGCCAAACGGUCAGUGUGCCGGUCAUCACCAUGCCUCCUGCAACCGUCAACCCUCCAGCUGUGGCGCCUCUCAAGGAGGAGUCACUGAGCCGGGAUGCAGUGGAGAAGAUGGUGGCUAAGAUCCUGGACAACAGCAGCAGCAACAUCCGCAGCAGAAGCUGACGAGGAACUGUCUGGCCUGCGCUCAGCCAAAGUCCCGCUACCUUGCCGACGGUUCCUCGGUUCACUUUUUUUACCAGACAAAGACGGUAACAUGUUUCUACUGCUCCACCAAGGUCUUUAAGACGUAUGAAUGCGAAGGCCUGAGAGACCCCCGCAUGUCCUUUGAGGACUUUGCAGCGUCUCCUUUCUUUGAGCGCGAGCUGGAGGCCGCCAAGCAGAGGGGAGCCGAGUGGAAGAAGGUGGCAGAAGAGAGGAAGAAGAGGAAGUCGGCGGAGCCGCUGCCGACAGGUCGCCUGUGCCCCUGAAGCGAGGCCCCGGCAGCCCUCAUGUUCACAGCU
Messenger RNA from Pseudoliparis swirei, 1580 nucleotides. RefSeq lists its product as uncharacterized. The coding region runs from base 1 to 852 and encodes 283 amino acids. The record is from RefSeq and is a predicted model, not a curated record. Lineage: Eukaryota; Metazoa; Chordata; Actinopteri; Perciformes; Liparidae. The transcript has 6 exons.